Molecule: messenger RNA, 1824 nt
Organism: Colius striatus (speckled mousebird)
Lineage: Eukaryota; Metazoa; Chordata; Aves; Coliiformes; Coliidae
Product: vacuolar-sorting protein SNF8-like
Exons: 8
Coding region: 208-984 (258 amino acids)
Biological process (GO): protein transport to vacuole involved in ubiquitin-dependent protein catabolic process via the multivesicular body sorting pathway
Cellular component (GO): ESCRT II complex
Source: RefSeq, a predicted model, not a curated record
GGGGGCUGAACGCCUUCCCCGGGGGUUACUCCCACCCCCAGAGGCGGUCCCACCGAAAAAACCCAAAUCAAGCCUCUCCUCGACUCCCCCCAAAUUCCACCCCCACGGACGCCCCGCGCAGUCUGGUCCUCAGCGCCCACCCCCGUCGCGGGGAGAUGACGCCCGAGAGAUGACGUCGGACGGAGCGCGGAGGGCAGCAGCGCCGGGAUGCACCGGCGGGGAGUGGGCGCGGGCGCUAUCGCCAAGAGGAAGCUCGCGGAGGCAAAGUACAAGGAGCGAGGGACCGUCCUGGCUGAAGACCAGCUGACGCAGAUGUCUAAGCAGCUGGACAUGUUUAAGACCAACUUAGAAGAGUUUGCCAGCAAACACAAGCAAGAGAUCCGUAAAAACCCUGAGUUCCGGGUCCAGUUCCAGGACAUGUGUGCAACCAUCGGAGUGGAUCCUUUGGCAUCUGGUAAGGGAUUCUGGUCAGAGAUGCUGGGAGUUGGAGACUUCUACUAUGAACUAGGCGUGCAGAUCAUUGAAGUUUGCCUGGCUCUGAAACACAGGAAUGGAGGUCUGAUAACACUGGAAGAACUUCAUCAGCAAGUGCUGAAGGGAAGGGGGAAGUUUGCUCAGGAUGUCAGCCAGGAUGAUCUCCUUCGUGCAAUCAAGAAGCUGAAGGUCCUGGGGAAUGGCUUUGUGAUAAUCCCUGUUGGUGGAACGUACCUGAUCCAGUCGGUGCCAGCUGAACUGAACAUGGAUCACACUGUCGUCCUGCAGCUGGCAGAGAAGAAGGGCUAUGUAACAGUCAGUGAGAUCAGGUCCAGCCUGAAGUGGGAGACCGAACGCGCGAAGCAAGUACUGGAACACUUGCUGAAAGAAAGAAUGGCCUGGCUGGAUAUGCAGGCAGCAGGAGAACCUCAGUACUGGCUGCCUGCUCUCUUUGCAGAGCUGUACUCUCAGGAAAUCACUCUAGAGGAAGCCAAGGAAGCAAUACCUUGACUGCUACAUGUUCUGUGCCUGUGUAUAAUUCUUGUGAGGUUAUUUGCAUAUCACCUGAAACACAGAGAUAGUGGACUUGAAAUAAAAGUUUUGUAAAAGGUAUCUAGCUUGAAAAGUGUAAUAGGACUGAUUCAUACUUGCUUACCUCUGAAUUUUCUCCUCUGUUGUGGGUGGAAAUGCCAUUUACCAUUACAGACAACUAAUUACCUUGUCAUAGGCAAGAGGAAAAUUAUCUAAGCUGCCAUUGCAAGUGCAGUCUCAGAGAAUGCAAAUAUGACUGGCUAAGAGUCACAUAAUCUUAGGAGCCAGCAGUGACACUGAGAAACUGUUCUGUAGUUCUCUCUUUUCUGUGAAUGUGUCAUUGUUCCACUGAGGAGUACCACAGUCUAGAUUCUGCCAAAACAAACUUUAUUGCACAAAAAAUCUUAUGUACAAUAGUAUAUAAACAAGGUAUCUUAGAGUGACUCUUGUGCAUAUAUUUUUUCAACUCAAUUAGGUCUAACAAUCUAUUGCUAAAAUAUCUCUCCCUAAAGCAGUCAUUUGAGGAUUGUCACUUUGAAAUGGAAACAUUCAGAAAUGGUAAACCAGACAACAUUAGAACUAUAAAACUAUUACUUCUCUUACAGCAACAUGCUAGUUAUGUGAAUAGUGUCCACAAUAAGGCAUUUUCUCAUUUCGUUGUCUUGGUAGAUGGUAACGCCACAUGCAUCAAACAUUGAUUUCAGAGCCACCCUGCCUGGGGCAGGCAGCAGAGUCACAGCUCUACCCACGAUGCUACUGAAGGGUGAAAAACAACAUUGGUGACAUUUACAAUGGGAUUAAAGAGGUGGUGAAACAGCA